UUCGAGUGACCAAUCAGCACAGCCCUUCCAUAGCCCGCCCCCUCGACACAAUGGACGGGACUUCUAUUCUGCCUGUAGAGGACGCAGUUCUCCCUCAAAUAUAAAACCAGCCGAAGACUGGAAAACUAUAUAACUCACAAUCCAUCAGGCCUCGACGCAGGCGCAUAAAUUUGCUGUUGUUUUUACUGUGUGGCGGGAUCUAAGACGAAGAAGAAUAGGAAGAGGAGGGAUGAGUACUGUGGAGUGAAAGGAAGGUGCAUUGUGGCCUCAUCUACACUGACCAUUUAAUGCAAGUCCUUUCCACAGAGCUAUAUAAUCCAGAAUAUCCCACAAUACCUGCUUUGAAUUGGGUUAUUUGAGUCCACACUGCCAUAUGUUCCAGUUCAAAGCAGAAAAGGUGGGAUUUUAUUCAGCUGUGUGGAAGGGGCCCCAGUUUCAAAUUGGUUCUGCAAAUGAUUCCAUAGGAUAUCUGGAACCGGUUUGUGGCCCAGAUGGUGUUUACACAAACCCUUAAAACACAUUAAGGGUUUUAUUUUGCAUGCUUUUGUGGGAUUUUGUGGCUUCAAACUGCAUAAAAUGGUCAGUAUAGCUGGGGCCAAGUAUGGGACCUCCACUGUAUUGUCUCUCGCAGUCAAUUGCUGAGAAAGAAGAAUGAAAAUGUGUGCCUUUCUGUGUGCAUUUGUGUUUUUGGUUCCCUUCUCUGUAAGUUUCCCAGACUGUUAGCUGGGGUCCACAGUUGACUGUAGAGACCUACUUUUAAUUCGCAUGUUUUUUCGUGGGGAGGACACCGAUUUCCAGAUGGAAGACAGUGCUAUCAAGAGUUGGGUUGACGAGCCUUCCUCCUGACACAUUUCUCCCAUUCGCCCACUAUUCAUACCUCCUCAAAAUCUGUAACACUGUUGGUAACAGCUAACUUCCAGUUAAAAGCUCAAAAUGCCAGAACUUCCCAGUUCUCCAUGUCUAUGCUACAUUUUUAAAGUUUAACUUUAAGCCCAUCUUUAAAUCUGGGGAGACAGUGAUCAGCCAUUCGGACAAUGUGGUCAGUCCAGCUAAGUUGAUGCCAGAGAAUUAUCGCUUUAGGUCUGAUGGUCUUUGCUUCUUCCAGAACACUGGUCUUUGUCCACCCAUCUUUCCGAGAGAUUUGCAGGAUUUUUCGGAUACAACACUAAUGGAGGCAUUCCAGAAGUUGGGUGUGAUGUCUGUAGAUGGUCCAUGUUUCACAAGCGUAAAACAGGGAUGGGAGAACAAUAGCUUUAUGAACAAGCAUCUUAGUAUCCCUAUGAAUGUCCUGAUCCUCAAACACUCUCUGCUUUACUCGAAACAAUGUUGAGCUCACAGAGCUCAGACAGUGUUGUAUUUCAGCGUCAAUGUCUGAGGUGGCUACCAAGGUAGCGGAAAUGGUCACAAUUUUCUAGUGUUACACCAUUAAGCUUUAUUUCUGACAUUGCAGAGGGGUUGGUUGAUGUCUGAUGGUACAGCACUUUGGUUUUUUCAAUGUUCUGUGAGGCCAGGCUUUUCACAUGCUUCUGCAAAACGUGUUUAAGGUGGCUUUGAAUGGACACAGACUAUAUUAUCAUCUCUAACAGAAGUUGUUAUGUCCUUUUGGCUUUCAAUUUGCUAAGAUUAAAGAGCUUUCCAUGUUUCCAAUAUGUGAUUUCCACACUGGUGGGAAGCUUCCCAUCAACAAGGUGUGGAAUUAUAACUAUGAAGAUGGAAAAUAAGGAUGGGAUAAUAAUGCAAAGGCCUUCAAAUUGCCUGUUGACUUAUCCUGACCCUAUACAUUUCAGAGGCUUUUCUUAUGCAAUGAAUCCUCAGGUGAUUUUACCAGUUCCUUCCUCUGAAAUACAGUCUACAGUACCUCAUAUUGGUUGGUGGUCUCCCAUCCAAGUAUUGACUGGAGGUGAUCCUGCAUAUUACCUAAGAUCAGAUACUAUGUCUACACAUUUUCUCUUUAUACCAAUAGUAAAGGUGCUUAAAGAAAUGCAAUCUUUCACCUAAUUUGCCCUCUUGUGAUAACCUAAGUGCUACUCACCCAGCCCGCGAAUAGGAAACACAGUGUCUCCUUAGGCUUUCCUCUUCUUAUCGUUUGCUUUAAUUUUUUGAUUUAUUUCUAAGAGUGGAACAAUCAGUAAGUGAUAUUCAUUUGUUUCUCGUGUUGGGUGUUGCCUCGCUUUGAGAUCACUCUUGUUUCAAAAAUACGACACUGCUCUGUUCUAAUUUUCCAGAGUCCCUAAUCUGCUUCCAGGUUCUUAUUGAUGUAGUCACUAAUAGGAUUGUUGGUAUUAAUUUGGAAAUAAUGCCAGCUACAUGCUUGGUGGCUAUUGGCAGAGGAGGUGACCUUGCAGGUCACCUAAGCAGCACUAGAAAUGCUUUGAUCUAAUCUAUAGCAAUCCAGAGACAGCUAUUCUAACAAGAGCGGCUGGUGAGGUCUCUCUGUGUAUGGGAUGCUGAUUUGCUUCCAGAGAUCACCGGGGAAAGCAUGGCAGUGGGCUUUGAUGCGAUGUUGGCUCGGAUCAAGGAUGUGUGUAAAAGAAAUGGUUUACUUAUUCUCUCGGUCCUAUCCGUCAUCAUUGGAUGCCUCCUCGGAUUCUUCCUCAGGACCAGGCGCCUCUCCCAACAGGAAAUUAGUUAUUUCCAGUUUCCUGGAGAACUGCUGAUGAGAAUGCUGAAAAUGUUGAUUCUACCUCUGGUUGUUUCAAGCUUAAUGUCUGGGUUAGCAGCUCUUGAUGCCAAGACAUCUAGUCGAUUAGGUAUCAUUACAGUCACUUACUAUCUCUGGACUACUUUUGUGGCUGUUGUUGUGGGCAUCGUCAUGGUCUCCAUCAUCCAUCCUGGUGGGGCAGCCCAAAAGGAGAACACUGAGGAAAGUGGGAAGCCAAUCAUGAGCUCAGCCGAUGCAUUAUUGGACUUAAUUCGGAAUAUGUUCCCUGCAAACCUUGUUGAGGCCACUUUUAAACAGUACCGAACCAAAAGCAUCCCUAUUGUCAAAGCUGAGAAGGUAGUAUCUGACAGCACCACUCGCCGAAUAAUAAUCUAUGGGGUCCAAGAUGAAAAUGGAUCUAACAUCCAGAAUUUUGCCUUGGAUAUCACACCACCGCCAGAAGUGAUUUACAAAUCAGAGCCAGGCACCAGUGAUGGCAUGAAUGUGUUGGGCAUUGUAAUAUUCUCUGCUACUAUGGGACUAAUGCUAGGCAGAAUGGGUAACAGCGGAGUUCCCUUGGUCAGUUUUUGCCAGUGCUUAAAUGAAUCUGUCAUGAAGAUAGUGGCUAUUUCUGUAUGGUAUUUUCCAUUUGGAAUAGUGUUCCUAAUUGCUGGUAAGAUCUUGGAAAUGGAUGAUCCAUCAGCUAUUGGGAAGAAGCUUGGCUUCUAUGCCAUUACUGUUGUGUGUGGCCUGGUGGUCCAUGGUCUUUUUAUUCUGCCAAUGAUGUACUUUUUCAUCACCAAGAAGAACCCCAUUGUCUUCAUCAGAGGGAUUCUUCAAGCCUUGCUUAUUGCUUUGGCCACAUCAUCCAGCUCAGCCACUUUGCCUAUAACCUUCAAGUGCUUGUUAGAGAAUAACCACGUGGACAGAAGAAUUGCCAGAUUCGUACUCCCCGUGGGGGCCACAAUCAAUAUGGAUGGGACUGCCCUUUAUGAAGCAGUGGCUGCCAUUUUCAUUGCUCAAGUAAACAAUUAUGAACUGGAUUUUGGACAGAUCAUCACCAUAAGUAUCACAGCGACGGCUGCCAGCAUAGGUGCAGCUGGGAUCCCACAAGCUGGCCUUGUGACCAUGGUCAUCGUUCUGACAUCAGUGGGUCUGCCUACAGAUGACAUAACUCUAAUAAUUGCUGUUGAUUGGGCGUUAGACAGAUUUCGCACAAUGAUCAAUGUUUUAGGGGAUGCUCUUGCAGCUGGAAUAAUGGCACAUAUCUGCAGAAAAGAAUUUACCAAAGAUGGAACUGAGGUGCCUUUGAUUUGUGACACAAAACCCAUUAGUAUCCACCAGAUCAUGUACCAGAGAAAUGGUUGUGUGAAAAGCAUGAAUGAGCCACAUGGAUCUGAGUCAUCAAAGUCAAUACACCAUCACAUACCUAUCCAAGUGGAGGAAGAAGAAAUUCCCACAGACACUCAUACAGAGAAAUGCUGCAGUAAAGACCACUGUACUAUUGAAAUCAAUGAAUUGGAGACCAAUGUGUAGCUGUUACUUCUGCUGUUGUCAGAAACCUAAAGACUACCUCAUAGCUGGAGUUGGGAGUCAGCCUCUUGCCUUGAAUAGGAAAGCAUGGAAUGACUGCAAUAUACAAACUGAGGCUGUGAGGCCAGCUGUGAACAUCUGAGAAGAAGAAAAACGGUUGGGACUUUUUCAGUAGGCAGGUUGGUUUUGAUAAAACAAAAAUGAAAAAGGAGUGGUUUUCUUUGGACAAGCUGAUGCAAUUGCAUCUCCAAUGCACUUCAAAAAUCCCUGAUCCCAACAAUUUCUUAGUGGUCACAUUCCUUUCAUCAUACUGAUAGUGAAGAUAACCCUUCGGUAUUCAAUAAUGCCAUGUUUGACUAUAUGUAGCUUCAAAUUGACUUGUCAUAAUUGCACUUACUUUUUAACCUCAAUCAAUGAAUAUUUUACAUUUAUUUGGUUGACAUAGCAGUAAAUUGAAGAGAAAUCUAUCUUAGCCAUAGUUUAGGAUAUUAUUUCCUAUUUGGAAAAGAAUCUUAUUUUUAUAUGUCUAACCAACUGUAAUGGAGAAAAUCCAGUUUAGUCCCAACUAGAGUAAACUUGUUGAAGUAAAUGGUAUUUACAUUAGCAUUGACUAAGAAAUUGCAUUUAUUUCAGGGAGUCUACUAUAGAGGAUUUAUCUCAAUUUUUGAACCAACUGCAGCUGUGACUGAGCCAGAGUAGUUUAUGAUUAAUGUUAAAUAUAGCUUAUUGAAAUAAAUCAGCACCACACAAUUGCUAUUUGUCUUGGCUUAUUUCAAUAAACUAUAGUUAACACUAACCAAAGUUUCUUAAUUGGUCAGAACAAAUAACAGUGGCUUUGUAAAGAAAACAUGUAGAAGCUUAAAAUUUCUUCUCUGGGACUCCUUCAAAGGAGAAAAUGGGAUUAUGUAGUGCAUAAUUCACUGCUCAUAUACUGUAAUGUGUGAGUCGGAAGCUGGGGUUCACUGUUCCUUGUGAAUUCAGCCAAAGUUGCCAUGUGACAAUUACUCUUGGUUGCAAAAUUACAUAUUAUCAAAUGUUCUAUUUCAAUAAUCAGUGUAUCUAAAUACUGAUUGCAUAGCUCCAUACCUUUCAGUUAAACUCUAAAUAGCUCUUCUUCUCUAAUUCUGUUGAUGCAACAAUAAUGUAAGUAUUGAUAAAACAUAAAAAGAGUUGCGUACAUUAGAGAUUCUCAAAACAUUGACAUUUGUACAAAAAAAGUUGCAACCAACCACAUUUGUUACUUGGUUAGGGUUUUGUUUUUCAAUUUUCUAAAGCAUUGAAUGUUUUUUUUUUUUGGGUCACUUUUGUUGUUAUCUCCCUUGAGAACUAAUAAGAGUUCUGAUUAAGGAGUUUGCUAUUUGAAGGAGGUCUCAUUUUGGGAGAUUUUUUCUUGGGUAGUAAGCCACCGUCUACAAAUAUCCCAUCAUUUUUGCCUUCCAAGUGCCAGAUACAUGCUUCUUUUUCAUUCUUCCUUCCAUCCAAGCCCUAGCACUAUAGGAAUUAGUCUGGACAAUGAGAACCCAUGGUGCUAAAGAAGAGUACAUAAUGUUCUCUCACUUGUAUAGACUGUACAUAUUGUGAUCUUUACUCGCCCGGUUUUAUUAAUAUAGACUUUGUGCUUCGGUACCAGACUAAACACAGGCUGGGAACCAAUUUUAACUUCAUUUUAAUAUUGUUCCUUCAUAAGGUUCCAAUUAUUUUUAUCUGUAGACUUGUGUCUCUGAAUUAAAACCAUAUUUAUAUCUCCCUCGCACCCACUCGAUCAGUCUUUACCCUGGGUGGCCUUCCUUUAGGUCCUAUCCAAAUGUCCAGACAUAUAUUCCUGUGCUUCCAAUAAGGUGGUGGCUUCAUUUGAAGUUGGAACAGCAUGAUGUAGGGGACAAGACACAGUGCUUCAGUGGUUGAAUAGACUGUGCCAAUUUCACAGUCUAUUUGCUGAACAUAGAGGCCAAGACACCUCUACUGUGAGGGUGUAAAUCUUUGGAUUGAGAUUGAGGGGAUCCACAUUCAAUCUGGAAACACAUCGGCUAGAAUUGGGCCAUUUGCUUUUGCUCAGUGAGUCCACCAUCCAUCACAAGGGUGUCUGUGAUGAUGAUAAAAUAGGGAAAUGGGGAUGACACGUGCCACCACAAUGGUAUUGGAAGAAAGCCACAAUAAAAUAUAGUAAGUAAAUAUUUGGUAAGUGUAGUUUUCAUUUGAAUUCUGUGUUCCAAUGUACACAUGCCAGAAUUCUCUGCUAUGUAAAUCUUUUUAAAGUACAUGAACCUCUUUCUUUCUUUUUUGGUCUUGGGCAGAAUUGCAAAGAAGCUACUUAGGGUUAUAGACAGUGCCCAUCAUCAGCAGAGACCGAUGUAGGUAUGCAUUUUGGGACUGUGUCUGCAAGUGAUAAUUCUUUGGGGCGCCAUGUUUGUUCCAGAACACUGGGAACAUGGCUUCUUCUGGAUCUGAAAGGUAUUCUCCUGUUCAGUGCCUGCUUUGCAGAAGGGACAUGGGUCAUGGAAGAUGUCUUUCUGUUCAGUUUGCACGCGACUUCACCCAUUGAUCUGCAUGCCCUUGUGCAUUCUGUUUUCUCCUCUUUCUCCUACCUUGGAUUCUGCUACUCAGUACAUUGGCAAUUUGCUGUUCUCUCGCCCCUGCCUUAUUCCUUCACUGGAGAGAGGAAGAGAGUUUUAUGUCAUACAGUUCUGAGAAAAAGCCACAGAGCCAUUUGGAGGAAAGGGGAACAGUUCUGUCAUCUCCACCAUAUGCAACUGAUUUGAUUUUGAUUGGAAUUUGUUCUGGUUGCUGGCUUUUGUUUUCUAUGCACACACACUCUCACACACAAAUGGCUGGGCGACUUGAGUGUUCUCGUUCUCUUGCUCUCUCCUGUCUUCCUCUCUUGAAUCCUUAAAUUAUAAAAUAACCCCACAGUAUUAACAGUUAUCAAACAAUGUAUUUAUUAUCUGUGUUUUUGAUGGAAAAUGUUUUUAAUAAACAUGCCAUUGUGAAACGUG
Messenger RNA from Anolis carolinensis (green anole), 7167 nucleotides. It is a transcript of the gene slc1a7, whose product is annotated as solute carrier family 1 member 7. The transcript is spliced from 11 exons. NCBI's taxonomy places the organism in Eukaryota, Metazoa, Chordata, Lepidosauria, Squamata, Anolidae. Gene Ontology annotation, biological process: L-glutamate transmembrane transport. Gene Ontology annotation, molecular function: neutral L-amino acid transmembrane transporter activity; L-glutamate transmembrane transporter activity; glutamate:sodium symporter activity. The record is from RefSeq and is a predicted model, not a curated record. The coding region runs from base 2480 to 4177 and encodes 565 amino acids. Gene Ontology annotation, cellular component: plasma membrane.